Molecule: messenger RNA, 1409 nt
Organism: Coprinopsis cinerea okayama7#130
Lineage: Eukaryota; Fungi; Basidiomycota; Agaricomycetes; Agaricales; Psathyrellaceae
Product: RNA helicase
Exons: 6
Coding region: 1-1278 (425 amino acids)
Biological process (GO): rRNA processing
Cellular component (GO): cytoplasm; ribonucleoprotein complex; nucleus
Molecular function (GO): ATP binding; RNA helicase activity; RNA binding
Source: RefSeq, a predicted model, not a curated record
AUGGUGCGUUUUGAGGCAACCUCGCCCGUUGAGACGCUAAAAUUCGCUUUUCAGAGUUACGGUAACUACAACGGCUAUGGAGGCGGUCAUGGAGGCUACGGCGGCGGCGGUGGUGGUGGUUGGGGAGGACAUGAUGAUAGAAUGUCCAACCUCGGCGGCGGACUGCGUUCUGUCGACUGGGCCAACACCCGCCUGGAGCGCUUCGAAAAGAACUUCUACGUUGAAGACAAAAGAAUCACCGCCAUGAGCGAGCGGGAGGUCGAGGAGUUCAGGAGGUCAAAGGAUAUUCGAGUCCAAGGCCGAAAUGUUCCCCGCCCAAUCCGAUCUUUCGACGAAUGUGGUUUCCCUGAAUAUCUCAUGUCGACCAUUCGUGCUCAAGGCUUCGACGCGCCAACGCCUAUUCAAUGCCAGGCUUGGCCCAUGGCACUGAGUGGUCGCGAUGUUGUCGCUAUCGCUCAGACCGGUAGUGGAAAAACCAUCUCCUUCGCCCUCCCGGCGAUGCUCCAUAUCAAUGCGCAACCACUACUUGCUCCUGGCGAUGGCCCCAUUGCUCUCGUUUUGGCCCCAACCCGUGAGCUUGCCGUUCAAAUUCAGCAAGAAUGCUCCAAAUUCGGUGGUAAUUCUCGCAUUCGCAAUACUGCUAUCUAUGGUGGUGCUCCCAAAGGCCCCCAGAUUCGUGACCUGCAACGAGGCGUCGAGAUCGUGAUUGCUACCCCUGGAAGGCUGAUCGACAUGUUGGAGACGCAUAAGACCAACUUGCGUCGUGUCACUUACCUUGUCCUUGACGAAGCUGAUCGCAUGCUUGACAUGGGUUUCGAGCCUCAAAUCCGCAAAAUUGUCAGCCAAAUCCGCCCUGACCGACAGACCCUCAUGUUCAGCGCCACUUGGCCCAAGGAUGUUCAAAAAUUGGCGAAUGAUUUCCUUCGAGAUACCAUUCAAGUCAACAUCGGUUCUAUGGAACUGACCGCUAACCCCAAUAUCCAGCAGAUCAUUGAGGUCUGCAGCGAUUUCGAGAAGCGCAACAAAUUGAUCAAGCAUCUCGAUGAAAUCAGCGCUCAAAAUGCAAAGGUUCUUAUCUUCGUUGCAACAAAACGAGUGGCGGACGACAUCACCAAAUACCUGCGUCAAGAUGGCUGGCCCGCCUUGGCUAUUCACGGUGACAAGGAACAGCGAGAACGUGAUUGGGUGUUGGGAGAAUUCAAGGCUGGUCGAUCUCCAAUUUUGAUUGCCACGGACGUUGCCUCUCGUGGACUUGGUACGUUUUUAAUCUGCCUUUGAGGUGUUCGAAAUCACUAUGCCAGCUGCGUACACGUGGUCCCGGCGUAGUGACUUGGUUGCCAUUCGACCGCAUAACAGAGGGAAACCGCCUCGGGCUGGCGGUAAACCGAUGUAGCUCAGCAACACUGUCA